Messenger RNA from Neomonachus schauinslandi (Hawaiian monk seal), 1602 nucleotides. It is a transcript of the gene ADGRG3, whose product is annotated as adhesion G protein-coupled receptor G3. Gene Ontology annotation, molecular function: G protein-coupled receptor activity. Gene Ontology annotation, biological process: adenylate cyclase-activating G protein-coupled receptor signaling pathway; cell surface receptor signaling pathway. The record is from RefSeq and is a predicted model, not a curated record. NCBI's taxonomy places the organism in Eukaryota, Metazoa, Chordata, Mammalia, Carnivora, Phocidae. Gene Ontology annotation, cellular component: membrane.
AUGGAAAAUUCUAGAAACAAAUGUGAGCAACCGAGAAACGUCUGCCUGGGGCUCAUCAAUGAGGACCAGUAUGGAUCUUUCCACCUGGAGAACACUGCUGGCUGCUUCACAAAGUGCACGCAGUCAGGGAAUGAACCCUGUGACCUGGAAAACUUGCAGAGGUACUGGCUGAAAUUCGAGUACCAUCUGCUGGAGAGUCAGUCGGGCAUAGUGAAUGUUUUUUUGAAGGCUGCUGUCCAGAAUGUCAGCACCAACAUCUCAGAAGACCUCCUCUUCUCUCUGAUGCCCUCCCAGGUUCCAGGGCAGGUGACAGAGGAUGAGCGUGAACACCCCGACAGAGUCCGGCUGCCCAGGAGCCUCUUUGUAUCCCUGCAGAGCAACAGGUCGGAGGUCUCGCUGGCCAUCACUGUCCUGGACAUCGGUCCGGGGAAUCUCUUCAAGGGCACCCAGCUCAGCUUGGAGGAUGGCAGCCACGUGUUGAACAAUCGCGUGGUGGGCUUGAGUUUGGGCAGAAUACCUGUCAGCAGGCUGGUUGAGCCUUUGGAGAUCACCUUCUCCCACCAGCGCCUACCCCCGAACAUGGCCCUCAGCUGUGUGUUCUGGGAUAUGACUCAAGGGUCAGCAGGAGACUGGUCUUCCACGGGCUGCUCCACGGAGCCCAGAGCCAAGAGGACUGUCUGUCGCUGUGACCAUCUGACCUUCUUCGCUUUGCUGCUGAAGCCGAUCUUGGACCGGGCCACCGUGCAGUUCCUCGUUCGCAUUUCCCAGGCUGGCUGUGGAGCCUCUAUGAUCUUCCUGGCCUUUACCAUUGUCCUCUACGUUGUCCUAAGGUUCUACUGGCAGAGGUUCAAGUCGGAAGAUGCCCCCAAGAUCCACGUGGCCCUGAGCAUGACCUUGUUUCUCCUGAAUCUCGCCUUCUUCUUCAAUGUGGGGUACAGCCACAAGCAGUCAGACGCCACCUGCCGGGCCUGGGGGGCUGUCUUCCACUACUUCCUACUCUGCACCUUCACCUGGAUGGGCCUGGAAGCCUUCCACCUCUACCUGCUCAUCAUCAAGGUCUUCAACACCUACUUCGGGCACUACUUCCUGAAGCUGAGCCUCGUGGGCUGGGGCCUACCUGCCCUCAUCGUCUUUGGCACCGGGAGCGUGGACAGCUAUGGCCGGUAUACCAUCCGCGACAAGAGGAACGCCACUGUGCUGGAGCUGUGCUGGUUCCAGGAGAAGGCAACUGUCACCGCCCUCUACAUCACCGUCCACGGCUACUUCCUUGUCACCUUCCUCUUCGGCGCCGUGGUCCUGGGCCUGGUGGCCUGGAAGAUCUUCACUCUGCCGAGAGCCAGAGCACACAAGGGGCAGGGACCGAACUGGAAGGGGGUCUUCACUGUGCUGGGCCUCUCGAGCCUGGUGGGUGUGACCUGGUGGCUGGCCAUCCUCACGCCCCUGGGCCAGUCCACCAUCUAUGUCUUCGCGCUCUUCAACUCCCUGCAAGGUGUCUUCAUCUUCUGCUGGUUCACCACGCUCUAUUUCCCCAGCCGGAGCGCCGGAGCCUCCUCUUCUGGCACGGGCCAAGUCAACCAGGUCCACACCACGUCUCACGAAUAG